AUGGAGAAUUCAAAAUCGAAGGAUCCUAUUUCAACUGAAAAGGUAAGCAAUCAUGUACCUAGUGAUCUUACAAUGUUGAUUAUAUCAAAAUUGCCUCUAAAAUCUUUGGUGCGAUUUAGGUGUAUACACAAAUCAUGGUCUCUCUUAUUUGAAAACCCUCAUUUCAUGAACAUGUAUCGCAUCAAUUUUGUAUCUAAUGAUAAUUUUUCUUAUGAUGAUGAUUCAUGUCUCACCUUAGAGUUUACUAUGUCAUCUCAUGGAUUAUGCACCACCUUAUUUUCGCUUUAUGGUUACCGAUUUGAGAAUAAGGUCAAAUUAGACUUGUCACCUUUGUUUCAAGAAGAUAACGAAUGUAUUAAAAUUUUGGGUUCUCCAAUUGACGAAACGAUUUGCCUCUAUAAUGGUUUUCAAAUUCCAAAAAUUAUAUUUUGGAACCUAUCUACUAAGGAUUUCAAAGUCCUUCCUCCUAGUCCCAUUGAGUCUCAACCACCUUAUUACAAAUUUGUCUUCUCACUUAUGGGAUUUGGUUAUGAUCAUGUUAGAGAUGAUCAUAAAGUAAUUCGGAAUGCAAUAGAAUGGACUCAGUUUGACUUUGAAGAUACUCAAUCAAAUGAGUUCAUAUGGGAAUUGUACAGCCUAAGAAAUAACUCUUGGAGGAAACUUGAUGUAGAUAUUUCUCUUGGUUUUGUUACUUUAGGUUCUCAAUUUCACACAUAUGGAAUGUGUCAUUGGGGGGAUGAAGAUGAAAAUUGUUUAGUCUCGUUUGACUUGAGUAGUGAGGUGUUUUUCAAAACACCCUUACCAUUACAUAGGGAUGAUAAUGUCUAUUAUAAAUUUAUGGAUAAACGACUUAUGGCAUUAAAUGGAUCCAUUGCUUUUAUUACAACAUAUGCUACAAGAUAUGGAACUACAACACAUACUCUUUGCAUAUCAAUUUUGGGUGAAUAUGGUGUGAAGAAAUCAUGGAUUAAACUCUUCAAUGUUGAGUCAUUGCCUAGUUAUUUUGAUCGUCCUAUUGGAGCGGGAAGCAAAGGUGAUAUAUUCUUUAAAACAAAAUACAAUGAGUUGCAAUCAGUUUCGGUGAGUAUUGAUGGGAAGCCUUUUUCCUUGACUCUCUGUAAAAAAUGUGUUCAUCAGUUUCAUAGUUCAGGUAUUUCUUCAACUCAAAUUACUGAAUCAGAUUCGCUUGAAUUUGUGGAUUCGGACGAGUUAUUGUUGAAUGAUACAUUUAGGGAUAAUGAUGGUGUGGGGGAGGAAUAUGAAGACAACAUUGAGGAAUUUUCUGCACAUAAUUCUCUUAAUGUUCGUGAAACUAUGAGUUGCGAGAGGAAGGGUGAUGGGGCGGGAACUUCGUGUGAAGUCGUUAACGAGUCACUAGUUUCUAUUAUUCAUUUUUUUAUAACAAGAAUCCUGUGUUAG
Vicia villosa (hairy vetch) is the source of this 1419-nucleotide messenger RNA. RefSeq names its product F-box/kelch-repeat protein At3g06240-like. The coding region runs from base 1 to 1419 and encodes 472 amino acids. NCBI's taxonomy places the organism in Eukaryota, Viridiplantae, Streptophyta, Magnoliopsida, Fabales, Fabaceae. The record is from RefSeq and is a predicted model, not a curated record. Gene Ontology annotation, molecular function: protein binding. The transcript is spliced from 2 exons.